Molecule: messenger RNA, 2154 nt
Organism: Rhodotorula toruloides NP11
Lineage: Eukaryota; Fungi; Basidiomycota; Microbotryomycetes; Sporidiobolales; Sporidiobolaceae
Product: transcription factor
Exons: 11
Coding region: 1-2154 (717 amino acids)
Biological process (GO): regulation of DNA-templated transcription
Molecular function (GO): DNA-binding transcription factor activity, RNA polymerase II-specific; zinc ion binding
Source: RefSeq, a predicted model, not a curated record
AUGAACAGCCCGGCAGACUCGCAGGUGCCCAGGGCGCGAGGCAAACGCGGACCGGCCGCGUCCUCGUGCGACUCAUGUCGACGAAGACGCAUCGCCUGCCGUCGCCGUUCUGGCGAGUCGAGCGGACCUUGCGAGUCCUGCGAGAAGAAGGGUCUCUCCUGCGUCUUCGGCAGCUAUGGGCCGGGUCGUGCCGACAUCGUCAAAGCAUUCAAUCCCUCGAUUCUCACAGGACCCCCUUCCGUCGACAGCCGCCUUGCAGACGCCGAACUCGCCAAUUCCUUGGGCUUGGAGCUCCUCGCGCUCUACGGCGACGGCGGCUCGAAUGGACGAAGCACGGCGCUGUAUCCCCUCCCCAUCUUCGAUUACGCUUCUCUCGCAACUCGCUUUCAGAUGCGCGGUGGCAGGCUGUCCGAGCUGUCGAGGGAUGAUCAGCUUCUGUGCCGCAUCAUCUUUGCGUCAGCGGUGCCACAUUGGCAGUCUACAGCAUCCGCCACGCCCGACACCCGCAAGGCACUCGCGCGACAGCUCCUCAGCGCUGCGCAGGAGAGCGCCGACACGCUCGGCAUCUGGCGCAAGCCAGGCUCUAUCAGCACAAAGAGUCUAUUGAUGCUGCAGCAGAUCGUGAAUGGCGGCGACAUCGCCAGCGACGAGUCGCUCAUCUGCCUCUCGACUUGCGUCGUUCAGAUCGAGCUGCUCGUCGAAUCUGCCGCGCCGAUGAGCCCUUCCGCCGUGCUCGUGGACGGUGGGACAGCGAUGAUUUGGAAUGCUGGGCUGUUCGACGCGGCGGCCUCGAUCGAGCGGAAGAAAGAGCCAUAUUUCUCAGCGUCGGACUACUCGCUCAUGUUCGGCUACGCCGGCAAACUUCCAUCUGCCGAGCUGCUCGAGGCCGCACUUUCCGCCGACGCCUGGAGCGUGACGGUCUGCGCCCUCUUCGGUCUGCGCGCAUAUCUCAACGUCGCGCGUCGGAUUGCGACACUCCUCGUGGGAACCAAGAGCAUGCCUCAAGCUUUGGCGGAUGAGGCGGACUUCGAGGCUCGCUGGCGAGACCUCGACGCUCUCUACAGUUGGGCAAGUAUGGCGGCCGAUCUGGCAUUGCGCGGCGACAAGGGCGAUGCGUUUGCACGCGCGAACCUCGAGUUUUACUGCAACUUCGCAUACGGUCCGGCCAUCGCCGCCGAGUUCGCCAUAUUGCAGCACCUCGAGGAACUUGAUCAGCACGAUUCUGCUCACGCCUGCAGCCCAGCCGAUCAGAUCUCGCCUUCGCUGCUCUCAACAGCGCGUGCACGUUUCCCUGUCCAGCUUUGCCGAUACCUGCGAGAUGUUCGGACUACGGACGGGUCCAACUUCUUCGCCGUCCUCGGAGGAACGAUGAUCUCCCUCUCACGCAUCCUCGCCAUCAUCCGCUGCUUCUUGCAGACGUCUGCCUGGGACAUGUCGCUACACGCAAGUCCUGUUGACAAGCUCGGGUCCCUGGACUACCUCCUCUCGGCGCUCGACCUCAUCGCUCAGAGCUACCCCGGAGCGCCAGGUCUCGCCACAGUACGCGAGGAAGCCGAAGCGGAACGACUGGCGCUCGUCAUGCUCACCGGCACAUCGCCCCGUCGGCUGCUUUCGGACAUCAACCUGCUCUCGCGUCCCUCGCUCGGUCGUCUCAACGCCUGGACCUUUGCCCACGACGUCUCCCAGACAGCGCCGCUCUUGCUGCACCAGAUCGUCGAGGCGCUCUACAAGGACGACCCGCCCGACAACGGUACCGUCAGCGGCACGUUCGAUCCGGACAGCUUCAUCUCAACCGAAGCCUUCGCGGCGACUCUCUGGCCGACUACCGAUGGUCGCUUGAGCGAUCUCUUCGAUGCGCCGUCUGAACUGACUGCUGAAGGCACCGGCGGGACAGACGAUACGCAGGCGCUCCUCAAUCCCCUCAUCGACAACGCCAACCGGGCAUCCUCCUCCUCCGCCUUGCUCUCUCCCAGCUUCCUUUCCCCUGACAUUGCAACAGCAUUCGACUCGACAGCCAACGAAUCGCAUUUCUCGUCCACCUUCCCGCUCCCUGCCUUUGCGCCGGCUGCGCAGGAUCCUUUUGGCGCCUCGACGACGAACAGCGCCGGCAACUUCGACUGGUUCGACGCAGCGGGCGACUACGGCGCACCAUAG